Messenger RNA from Asparagus officinalis (garden asparagus), 405 nucleotides. RefSeq lists its product as uncharacterized. The transcript has a single exon. Bases 1 to 405 code for a protein of 134 amino acids. The record is from RefSeq and is a predicted model, not a curated record. Lineage: Eukaryota; Viridiplantae; Streptophyta; Magnoliopsida; Asparagales; Asparagaceae.
AUGUCCUACUUUCUUGGCAUGGAGAUCAAACAAGCUCAAAACGAGAUCUUCAUAUGUCAAAGGAAGUACUUGAAAGCAAUCUUGAAGAGGUUUGGUAUGGAGGAGUGCAAGAGCGUGAGUACUCCAAUGGGUAAUAAAGAAAAACUGCAAAAGAAUGAUGGAGCUGACCCUGCAGAUGAAGGACUUUACAGGAGCUCAAUUGGUUGCCUAAUGUACCUCACAGCAACCAGAUCAGACAUCAUGUUUCCUGAAAGUGUCCUGUCCAGAUUUCUAAAUUGUGUAAGUGAGUUGCAUAUGGUAGCUGCAAAGAGGGUACUGAGGUACUUGAAGGGUACUAUCUCAUAUAGGAUUAAGUUAGGCAAAGUUCAGGACUUUAAGUUGCAGGGUUAUUCUAAUAUUGAUUGA